Messenger RNA from Penicillium verhagenii, 2451 nucleotides. Its product is annotated as C2H2-type zinc finger protein. Lineage: Eukaryota; Fungi; Ascomycota; Eurotiomycetes; Eurotiales; Aspergillaceae. The transcript has 5 exons. Gene Ontology annotation, molecular function: RNA polymerase II cis-regulatory region sequence-specific DNA binding; DNA-binding transcription factor activity, RNA polymerase II-specific; zinc ion binding. Bases 1 to 2451 code for a protein of 816 amino acids. Gene Ontology annotation, cellular component: chromatin. The record is from RefSeq and is a predicted model, not a curated record. Gene Ontology annotation, biological process: regulation of transcription by RNA polymerase II; DNA-templated transcription.
AUGCCAUCCCCAUCACCGUCACCCCAGAUUAAAGGCCGAGCAAAAGCACGGAUCUGUAAUCAUUGCGGCCGAGGCUUUCGCCGCACAGAACAUUUGGAGCGUCAUGUCAGAACCCACACCAAAGAAAAGCCGUUCAUUUGCUUCUGUGGGUCUGCUUUUACUAGACGCGAUCUUUUGAAGCGCCAUAAUCGAAUUACACACCAGGAUACCCUUACAUCGCCCGAUUCACAGCCGGCGCCAAUUGCAAAGCCGGAUCUCCAAGGGUCCAAUAGUGCCACAUCUGCAGUCAUUCCGCAGCAAUAUGAUGCAUCCACCCGUCCAGUAGGGUCAAUUCCUGGGCCCUCCCCCGUGCAUCAGUGGUCUGCACCUCAGCAUGAUCAUGUAUCAUAUCUAUCACAAAGCCAGGCAGGCGGUAUGAUGCCUGGCCAUCCGAAUGCUCAUCCGGCCCCCGAAAACCAUCCGGGCAUGCAUGACCCGGCCAUGCUCCAAGCGGCACAAUUGCUUAUUCCUGGUGAUUACCAGGCCCCCACACUACCUUACUUGCCGGAAGAUCUCAAUCAUUUCCAAGAAUUUACACAUUUUUUAGAUUCUAUUGGCCUUCCGGCCGAAUGGCUUCCUGCUGAGGGCCAGGCCGCCCAAAUACAAGAUAUUGGUCUUGAAGAUGUGCAAAGGCCUACCCAAAUACCCCAAGAACAACCAAGAUCCCGCGGAACCCACCGAGAAGAGUCGCGUGGUGAUUCUCCUUUCCGGUCAUGGCUUCCAUCGGUGCCCAGGGGCGAUCAGAGCUUAACAUCACUUUCGGACACAGAACCACCGCAUGCCACCAAGUCCUCCGGAUUCAAUGUCGGCGAGGACCAACGAUUUCGGCUUGCUGCUUCCCUCGAAGAUUUUCGCAAUGUCAUCCCUGAUUUCACCCUCCCAUCCCGCCAUACUCUGACCCGGUAUCUUACCUCAUACUUUGAAGGAUUUCAGCCCCAUAUUCCCUUUAUACACAUUCCGACCUUUAGAUUCAAUGAGUGCUCUCCAGAGUUAAUUCUGGCGAUGAUGACGAUUGGAGCCCAAUACCGAUUUGAGCACCGAACCGCCGAGAAAAUCUUCCAUGUUUCUAAAGCGGUCUUGUAUGAACGCAUGUCAAGAGAGUCCCGAAUUGCUGCGCAGGGUUAUACAGAGCCAUUAGGUGGUCCCCCAUACUCGGAUUCAAGAGAGAGUCAAGCCCGGAGCAUAUUGCCAUCCACUGCCUCAAGGCAGAUGGAAGUUAUCCGCUGUCUCCUUGUUCUCAUGGGCUAUGCCACCUGGGAACGAGCGGGGCUAGUACAAGAAGCACUACAGCUUCAAGCCCAGCUCGUCCAGCUUCUUCGCGAAGCAAGUUUGACAGAACCACAGUCUGAUCCACACGCUUCAUCCACAGACUGGUAUGAAUGGGCCGACCAAGAGUCGGUUCGACGCACCAAGCUUAUCUCAUUCUGCUUCAUCCACAUCCACAGCAUCGCAUAUAACGCAUACCCGUCACUUCGGAGUAGCGAAAUUCAUAUGCGCCUGCCCUGUUCUACAAAGGAAUGGACAGCAGCAAACGCUACCGAAUGGGAGGCUGCUCAGAGAGAGCGAGGGCCUCAACAACUUUUCUUCCAAGAUGCCUUGACACUGCUGCUUCAGAAGUCACGAUCAGCAGUACCGCUUGAUCCUAUUCCUUCGCCCCUAGGGAAUUACAUGCUUCUUCACGGUCUGCUUCAGCGCAUCCAUAUCGUAAGCGAGCUGUCUUUGCCCAAUGGGAACCAUUCUACUGCUCUUCCGACGGAAGAGCUGAACAAGAUCGAGCGGGCUCUUCGUUCAUGGACAUCUGUUUGGCAACAAGCCCCCGAGUCAAGCCUGGACCCACAUAAUGCAAAUGGACCUAUUCCAUUCACAUCCAGUGCACUUUUAGGACUUGCUUAUGUCAGACUAUCUUUAAAUUUGGGUCCAUACCGUCGCCUUGAAACACGAGAUCCAUUGCUAAUAGCCUCUGCCCUCUACCGAUCUCCCAAACCCGAAAGAAGCUACCGGCUCAUCCCGGCAUUAAUAUACGCAGCACACGCUCUCAGUAUUCCUGUUCGUCUGGGAAUCGAUCAUAUCGCUCGCAGUCAAGCAUUUUUUUGGAGUGUACGCCACUCGCUUGCUAGUUUGGAAUGUGCUGUCUUGUUAAGUAAAUGGCUUUUCACACUUGCUGAAGCUGCCCCCGACCAGGCACUUAGUGAAAAUGAAAGUCGAAUCCUUCGGUGGACGCAAUGUAUCGUGGAAGAAGCUUUUUCUUCCAUAGACCUGGACGACGAAUCUGAUGCCCCGCCUAAUUUGGAGCCGGCAUCUUUGGGAAUGGCAGUUCUUAGACUCUGGGCAAGACUAUUCAAGCGCAACGCACAGUGGCCCUUCAUAAACACUCUUGGUCAGAGCUUGGAAAGGUAUAUGGCCAUGAUUUGA